AAUCUGUGCCUGCUCGAGCCGGAGCAGGACGCGCACACUCUCCGCUUCUCUGCGACUGCAAACAGCAACAAAACAACCACACUGCGGUUGUUCAAAGUUUUUUUCCCUCUGAUUUGAAUCGAUCUCAUCGGGACGUGAAAGACGAUCGCUGAACUCUUGAAGAGGUCGCGCUGAGUUAAUCCGAUUCCCCCGAGGGAUCUGAAAUAUCUGCUGGCACCGCGAUGAGUGCAGCGGAAAACUCAGAGGCGGACUCCAACAAGCUAGCGAGUGUGAUCCAGAGGCUGGAGGAGAGUGUUCUGUCCGAGGAGAAGCGGCUGACAGUCCGGGGCCCUUCACCUGAUGACCCCCCUACAUGUCUGCCAGCACGAGUACGACAGAUUGUCACAAAGAACCUCAGUGAUAGUUCGGGGGCCAUGUCCUCGGUCAUGUCCCUCCAGGAGGAGAACCGAGUGCUGCAGGGAGAGUUGGCAAGGCUGGAGGAUCUGCUGGCACACAGCAGGGCCGACCGAGAUGAGCUCGCUAUCAAGUACGGUGCAAUUAGUGAGAGGCUGGAGCAGGCGCUACGUUUCGACACGGGAGAUGGCGACCACAAUUCCCCUGAGUCACGCAGCCUGGCUCAGCAGAACGUGGAUUUACGCAGACGACUGGACGAGGAACAAGCUGCCUACAAGCGUAAACUCACCGCGUACCAGGAGGGUCAGCAGAGGCAGGCGCAGCUGGUGCAGAAGCUCCAGGCCAAGGUACUACAGUACAAAAAGAGAUGUGGGGAUCUGGAGCAGAUGCUGCAGGACAAGUCCUCAGAACUGGACAAACACAGGCUGAGUAGUCCCAGCGACACGUCAAACGGUCGCCAUCACGACGAAUCAAGCAGCAACCUGGAAGAUGCUCUAAUCUGUCUGGAAGAGGAACAACAGAGGAGCAGCAGUUUGUCUGCAGUGAAUGCGAUGCUGAGGGAGCAGUUGGAGCAGGCAGGUUUGGCCAAUGAGGCUCUCAGCCAGGACAUCCGACGGCUCACUGCUGAUUGGACGAAAGCCAGGGAGGAGCUGGAACAAAAGGAGUGUGACUGGAGGAGAGAAGAAGAGUCUUUCCACAGUUAUUUCAGCAGUGAGCACAGUCGUCUGCUGAUGCUGUGGCGACAAGUGGUUGGGUUCAGGAGGCACGUCUGUGAAAUGAAGAGUGCAACUGAGAGGGACUUGUCAGAAAUGCGAAACGAGUUGGCCCGGGUCUCCCACUCUGCUCAGGUGUCCUGUGCAGGUGUGUCGGCCUCGCUGCACAGCCGAGAGGGAGGAGCAGCUCUGGCUCUGGAGGGAGAGAAGGCUCUCAGGGUUCAGCUGGAGCAGCAGCUGAGAGAGCGACUGACGGAGAUGAUGAAUCUUCAGACUAGGACAGACACAGAGAGGAGCGAGCUCAAUACCAGGUUGUCAGAUUGUUUACGAGAGGCGGAGAAACUAAAGGGCCAAAUGGAGGAGCGAGAAAGAGAAGUUGUCGAGUUGACGAGGAGGCUCGAGGAGAAGAGUGGUCAUGAUGAGAGUGACAUGCAGAUGAUGAGAGCUCACACUGAAAUGUUGUUGGACACACUGCAAGACAUUGCGCAGACGACUUUGUCAGAUGGAGAGUCGUCAUCGGAAGCGGACCAGGACAACGCUACGGCUCCUCUGCUGGCCUUGAUGCGUGGCUCGUCCCCUCAUCGCUCCUCCUCUCCUCGGAGGUCGUCCUCCCCCUCUCGUCUCUCCUCACUGGCUGCUCCCACAGAGGCAGCGCUGUCUGCUCUACGCUCUUCAGUCACAAACAAGAUGCUCCAGCUGCAGGAUGUUCGAGGGCGUCUCCUCUCAGCCCAGUCUUCUAUACAACAGUUAAGAAAGCAGCUUUCAGAGGCAGAUUGGACUAAAAGAGACGCAGAACAGCGAAACCAAACUCUGCAGAGAGAGAAGGACGCUGCUCAGAGAGAGCUGGAGACCACACAGAAGGAAAAGGAGCGUCUGAAGCAGGAGAGAGAUACACUGGCCAGUGAUAAGGUGAACUUGGAGAAGACUGUACAGGCGGCACAGAGCAGCAAACAGAUGCUGCAGAUGGACUGCGAGAAGCUGCAGCUGACGGUGGCGUCCACGCAGCGAGAGCGUGAUCACGAGAGGGAGGAGAAGGAGGCCGCCAUUCAGGAGAGAGACCGUGCGAAGGCAGAGACUCAGAGGAUACAAAAGCAGUGGGACCAAAGCGAGAUUCGAGCGUCCACUCAGCGUGCAGAGUUGUCUACAGUGAAGGAAACUCACCAGCAGGGGGAGGUUGAGAGGCAGCUGCUGGAGAGAGAGAAAGCCCAAGUGUCUGAGGCGCUUGCCAAAACUGAGAGCAGUAAUGCAGAGCUCUCUCUGCUCCUGAACAAGCUGCAGUCUGAGGCCGCAGCUCUCAGAGACUCUCUGGCCAAAAUGGGCAACAUGAAUGAGAGCCUGGUCCAGGAUAAAACUGAACUGAACACUUGCAUAUCCCAGCUGGAGGAGGAGAGGACCCUCCUGCAGGCUCAGAAACGCCAGGCGGAGCAGGAGAAGUUGACCAUCAGGGACGAGCUAGUGCGAUUGGAGCAAGACCGGCUGGAGUUGGACUCUGCGCGCAUCACUCUGCACCAGUCGCUGCAGGAUGCUGAGCUGAGCCGAGUGGGGAUGGAGGCAGAGCUCCAGAGUCUCAGGGCUGAGAGACUUAAGCUGCAGGAGAAAGUCACCCAGCUCUGUGGCGAGGUGACCUCUCUGGGGUCAGAGUUGAGUCUUACCAGAGGAGAGGGCCAGAGGAACGAGGUGGCGUUGGAGGAGGUUGGCCGCGGUCGGGCAGAACUGGCUCGAGACAAAGCGGCUCUCGUUGUUCAGCUGACGGCGUCUGAGAGAGAAAACACUGUGCUGUCGGAGGAGCUGGCUGCUUUCAGGUCGGAACGUGAGUCCCUGGAGACGAGUCUGUUCGAGGUGCAGCAGCAGCUCGUUCAGGUGGAGUCUCGCAGAGAGCAGCUGGAGACGGAGAACCAAACCCUGCGAGUUCGCUGUGAAACUGCUGCUGCUGAACUGUGGCAACUUCGCUCCGACGGGGAGAAUAUUUUGACACAGGCCGAGCGGGAGAAACAGGCUCUGACUCAGUCUCUAAGUGCGGCACAUCUGGAGGCCCAGCAGGCUUUACGCAAGGCCAUCUCUGAACACCAGGAGGAGGUGGAGAGGCUGGUCUCAGAAAAGGAAGUCUUGCGGCACAACCUGCUGAUGGAGCACGAAGUCGCGCUGAGGAAGCUCCGGCAGGAGACGGAGGAUCAUCUUCACAGAGUGCAGAGGGAACGAGAGGAGCUGCAGGAGGAACUGAGGAGUCUCCAGCAUGACAGAGACCAGAGUCUGCUGCAGGCCGAGACUGAGAAACAACAGGCUCUGUCUCUGAAGGAGGCAGAGAAAAGUGUUUUGUCUGACAGGGUGUGCAGUCUGCAGGUCGAGCUGUCAGCUGCAUCCUUGGAGGCUGAAAGGAUGUCCAGGGAGGCGGCGCAUUACAAAGAGCAGGAGCAGGUCAGAGUCGGCGCUCUGACCACUGAGCUGCUGCAGCUUCGCUCUCAGCUGGAGGACGCAGGCUGUGAUCAUGAACGUCAACUCCAGAGUCUACGAGAGACUUGUAUGGACCUUCAGUCACGUGCUGAUGUUGCUCUCAAAGAGUUGGACCAGUGCAGAGCUUCCUUCUCAGCGACCGAGGAGAGUAGAGACCAGCUGAGGCGGGAAUUGCUGCACACUGAGCGCAAUCUCAACCAAACUCAGGACGCAACAGAAAGCCAAAGGAGAGAGAGCAUGGAGCUGCGACGCAACCUCGGUGAUGUCAGUAAGGAGCGGGACACUCUCAGCCAAUCAAACACCCAGCUGAGAGAAAGUCUGCGAAGUGCAGAAACAGAGAGAAUCAGCGUGAAACGACAAUGUGAGGAGAAGGAGCAGAGGCUCGCUGUGCUGGAGGAGAACUUCUCCUCUGCUCAGAAGGAGGUGGCAGAGCUACGCAGCUGCCUGAGAGAAGUUGAAAGGUCACGUCUCGAAGCUCGGAGAGAGCUCCAGGAGCUGCGCAGACAGCUGAAGGUCCUGGAUGUGGAGAAGGAGCAGAAAGGGAGGGAGGUGGCCGAGCUGCAGACUCGUCUGUCAGUGGAGGAGCAACGAGAUGAGGAGAGAGGGAAAGAUGUUUUCAUCCUCAAACAGAAGUUGAAUGAAGCUGAAGCUGCCAAAGAAUCUCUCAAAAAAGAGCUUUCCCUGAUUCAAAAGCGCCUGGUGGAGUCGGAGUCUGGCUGGCGAUGCUGUGAGAGAGAGCUGACGGUUCAGCUGCAGGAGGCACGUGGCUGUGAGAAGAAGCUCCAGGAUGAAGCUAAGAACCUGUCGCUACGCGCUCAGGCAGCCCAGGACUCUGCUGCUCAGGCCAGCCUGCAGCUGAGCGAGGCCCAGGGCCGCCUGGCCGCCACAGAGGCCGAGCUGACCAGGGCAGAGGCCGGGAGGAGGGACCUGGAGUUUCGUCUUCACAGCCUCCAGUCGGCACUGACGCGAACGCUGGGCAUCGGAGCAGCCGGCAGAGGGGGCCGGGGGAGGAGCCCGGUGGGGAGCUCCAUAUCACCCGGCAACAUAUCACGCCACCACAGCAUCUCACCCCUGCGCUCCUCACUCUCGCCUCCUAAAGAAUUUCACGUGAGCACCCCUGACAACACUUUAGGCUCAGCGGCUGCAUCUCCCGAGAGAGGGGAAACACCGUUGCCUCUUCUUCAGCCGGAGCUGGACCCUGAGACGCUGCGAAGUGGUUUGAGAGACUUCCUCCAGGAGCUGCGAGACACACAGAGGGAGCGGGAUGAUGCUCGAUGCCAGCAGGGGGCCCUGCAGCGGGAAAUGGAGGAGCUAACACGGGAAAGAGACUCUGCUCAGAGUCGUCAGACUCAGCUUCAGAACACUGUACAAGAAUACCAAGAAGGGAGGCGUGGCCUGGAUGAGCGUUUGACCACCACACAGAUAUUGCUCCAGCAGCAGGAGGAGACGGGAAUCAGCAGCCAUUUAAAGAAAGACAUAGACAUCGAGGAGGAAAUAGAUCUAAAAUGA
Paralichthys olivaceus (Japanese flounder) is the source of this 5066-nucleotide messenger RNA. The record is from RefSeq and is a predicted model, not a curated record. Lineage: Eukaryota; Metazoa; Chordata; Actinopteri; Pleuronectiformes; Paralichthyidae.